CUCUCCUCAAAAGCAAUGGGGACGAAGCGCAAAAGUCUAGAGAAAAACGUCAAAAGCAGACACAAAAUCACUUCCUUUAAUUAAUGCACCUUUUCCGUUCCUACCCAAACAUCAAAUAUGAUGCAUUAAUUUUGCAUCGCUCUCUAAAUCUACUGUAUUAAUUAAAGAGGAUUUCAUUCUAGUACACCGGUGGACCAAUGGCGAGUGUUGCACAGGUAGUCGGAGUGGACGCCAUCAGUCUGAUCAACCUGAUCGUAACGGCGGCGAGAAACGCCACCACGCACCGGACGAACUGCGAGCACCUGGCAGACCACGUGAGGAUGAUCGGGAACUUGGUGGAGAAGCUGAAAUCGUCGACGGAGCUGAUGAGUUAUCCGGCGACGGGAGAGCCGUUAGAUGGGCUGGAGGUGGCGCUGAGGAAGGCGCUUGAUCUGGUGGAGAGUUGCAGAGAGAGAAGCUAUCUGUACAUGCUUGCGAUGGGGUGGAGCGUAGUGUAUCAGUUCCGUCGGGUGCAGAACGAGAUCGAUCGCUAUCUGAAGCUCGUUCCGUUGAUUUCGCUGGUCCACGAGUAUCGUCUACAGAAUUUGAGGGACAGCUUGCAAGCCAUUGAAGAGGAUCAUCGAGAAUACACCCUUGAUGAGGAGGAUAUGGAAGCCCAGAGUGUGAUACUGAAAAGGGAUCGUACCACGAAAGAUGCUGAUAUAUUGGAGAAGUCACUGUCUCGACGAUAUCCUGAAUUGGAAUUUCACGAGGCUCUCCAAGAGGAGAAAGGGAAGCUGCAUGCUGAGUUACAGAAAUUACAAGUGAAUAAUGAUACGAAGCAAUGCCGUGUGAUUGAGCAUCUCAUUGAGGUUACACAAGAUGUUGUUAAUGUACCACCAGAAAAGAAUGUUUCCCUCGUUGCAGAGACUCAUACAGGAUCUCAGUAUGGAACGGAUACGAAAUCCAACCAUGGGGCCUGUGGCUUGCGAACUGAAUAUCAGGUUGAAUCUGAGUGGCAGACUGAUCUCUUCGACUGUUGCAGUGAACCUUGCUUAAGUUUAAAGACAUGCAUCUAUCCCUGUGGAACAUUUACAUGGAUUGCUCAUGUGGUAUCAAAAGGAGAAAUAACUCGUGAACGUGCUUGCAACGAUCUGAUGGCUUACUCCCUACUCUGUGGUUGUUUCUGUUACACUUGUUGCAUGAGGGGCAAACUGAGAAAACUUUAUAGCAUAGAGGGAGGUUCAUGUGAUGACUUCUUAACACAUCUCAUGUGUUGCUGUUGUGCAAUGGUCCAAGAGUGGCGCGAGCUCGAAUUUAGGGGCCAUGAAGGUUGCCAAGGAAGAAAAAUGAUUCCACCACCAUACCAAUUUAUGAAGCCCUGAUGGUCUGUCUUUGAGUUCAUAGUCUAGCUUGUGCAUGCAGCAUAUAUCUCCUACUUCCGAUUUGUGAAUACAGUUAGUAAUAUGCAUACACACAUAAAAUACACAUUCAGAUAGAUAGAUAGAUAAGUAGAUAGAUGGAUAUGUGUGUGUGUAUAUAUAUAUAUAUAUAUAUAGAGAGAGAGAGAGAGAGAGAGAGAGAGAGAGAGAGAGCAUUCAAAAUAGUACUAUAGUUCUGCAAAUUUCGGAGUUCAUUGUUGGUAUGCACCUGCUAUUGAGACCAUGUACAACUUGACAAGGAAAUCUGGAAAUGUCAAAUACUGUUUAUUUUAUGUAAAUUAAUCAAUUAAAUUGUGAUCCAUAUUUCUUUACAUUGGUAC
Molecule: messenger RNA, 1741 nt
Organism: Cornus florida
Lineage: Eukaryota; Viridiplantae; Streptophyta; Magnoliopsida; Cornales; Cornaceae
Product: protein MID1-COMPLEMENTING ACTIVITY 1-like
Exons: 7
Coding region: 198-1364 (388 amino acids)
Biological process (GO): cell surface receptor signaling pathway
Source: RefSeq, a predicted model, not a curated record